UCUCCGCCGACAUCUCCCUUCCCCAACUCGCCAAUCCACAGUUUGCAUUCUGUUCCUCCCAAAACUGAAAGGCUCUCUCUCUCUCUCUCAACAACUGUGGAAGGAUUUCGAUUCUCUCUCUUCAAUGGAUGAGGUGAUCACAGCCGCUGAUGCAUCGGCGAGCUUUCGAUCCUAUUUAUUAGAACCGUCCAUUGUACCUUCCAACCUCCCUCUUCUCUCUGCUUUCCUCUCCUUCUCGCUUGCUCAGUUUUUCAAACUCUUUACCGCCUGGUUCAAGGAGAGGAGAUGGGAUUCUAGAAUGAUGUUUAAUUCAGGUGGCAUGCCAUCAUCACAUUCAGCAACUGUUACAGCUCUUGCGAUGGCAAUUGGUUUACAAGAAGGAGUUGGAGGAUCUGCAUUUGCCAUUUCAGUGGUUUUGGCAUGUGUUGUAAUGUAUGACGCAACUGGUGUUAGAUUUCAUGCAGGUCGGCAAGCUGAAAUAUUGAAUCAAAUUGUGUGUGAGCUGCCUCCUGAACACCCUGUUUCUUGUGUUAGGCCUCUACGAGAUUCACUUGGUCAUACUCCACUUCAGGUCGGUGCAGGAGCUUUAUUGGGAUGUUCAGUAGCAUACCUCAUGAAAAACUCCAAUUAAUGGGAUGGUAUGCCAAUUUACUGCUCUUCCACCACCAAACAUUAAGGAGGCUUCUCAGCUUUUUUAUGGUAGCAACCGCAUCAUUAUUUUUCAUACAAAGAAGAAUCAGAAGAAAAGGCGAUAAACUGAGAAUUGAGGUUCUGAUUACUGAAAGCUUGUUUAGUUGUACUUUAUUUCAAGUGUUGCUUCUAAUGCUUUCUGUGUGUAUCAUAGUUUGUCAAGGCUGCUUGAUUUUUUUGUAUGUUCCAUUUUUCUGCCAAUUCAACAUUCAGAGGAAGCAAGGGCUUCCAAAAUUACCAUUGUUUAUACUUUCUGAUAAAUGCAAUUGAUUUUAUCUGCUUUCAAACGUUUUACAGAA
This is a messenger RNA of Cornus florida, 989 nucleotides long. RefSeq lists its product as uncharacterized. The record is from RefSeq and is a predicted model, not a curated record. The transcript is spliced from 5 exons. NCBI's taxonomy places the organism in Eukaryota, Viridiplantae, Streptophyta, Magnoliopsida, Cornales, Cornaceae. Bases 125 to 631 code for a protein of 168 amino acids.